CUAUCGCAUAUUCGCAUUCCCCAAGUCCUGCUAUCUAAAAUUAUAGGGAAUAGUUUGGUUUGGCUGAGCUGAGCUGAGCUGAACUUCCAGAAAAUUUUAAAAAUUGAGACGAUAUGUGCUAGUUGGGGUUCUUCAGAUCAGAAUGGAGGAAUCCUCGGUGCUGAACAAGAUGUUGCUCAAUCUUCGCGCAACGUGCAAGUACUAUACUGGAUAUCCAAGGGAUCUAGGACCAUCAAGAGUUGUUCAUUUUACCUCGGAGCGUGAAUUUGUACAGCUUCUCCACCAAGGUCACCCUGUGGUUGUUGCAUUUACCAUAAAAUGUAACCUCACCAAACGUCUAGAUAGAGUACUGGAAGAAGCUGCAGCAGAGUUCUAUCCUCAUGUAAAAUUUAUGCGUGUUGAGUGCCCAAAGUAUCCUGGAUUUUGCAUAACACGCCAAAAGACGGAAUAUCCCUUCAUAGAAAUAUUUCACAGUCCAGAACAGGCAGCUGAUCAAGUGAAGGCUGUUGAUCCAAAUAUCACAAAGUACGCUGUCAAAGUUUUACCCUUCAACUAUGAUGUCAGUGCCUAUGGAUUCAGAGAGUAUUUCAAGCGCAACGGGAUAAAGUCUUCCGACUGAAGUGUGUGGAUGUAGAUUGUAGAUCUCUUUCUUGACAAUGCAGAAUUUAUCUUUUGGUCUGUCCAAAAUAAUACUAUUUCCAUAGUUUCGUAUAUCCAUUUGUUGAUCUCUCUUGGCAAUAAGUAGAGCAUCUCGUGAAAAAUUUAUCCAACAAUCAUGAAUAUAUGAUGCCUAUUUAAGAUA
Molecule: messenger RNA, 802 nt
Organism: Salvia splendens (bonfire salvia)
Lineage: Eukaryota; Viridiplantae; Streptophyta; Magnoliopsida; Lamiales; Lamiaceae
Exons: 7
Coding region: 143-619 (158 amino acids)
Source: RefSeq, a predicted model, not a curated record